GUUACCGGCAUCCGCGCAGGCGCGCAGGAGUCCCGCGGGGAGGUGCGUAGGGAAGGAUUGUGGCCUCGGGCUGUCAGGUACCGGCUCGGCCUCGGGCCGGGCCUGGCGGGGAGAUGUCGGUGGUGCAGAGGAAACCGGAGCCGGCGGAAGACAGCGAUUCGGAUGCCUUUGAAAUCGUUCUGCCCAUCACUGUCCUGGUGCUGAGCGAUGCUGAUUUUCUGCAGGGUGACGCCGAGGAACAGGCAGCGUCGGUCCCCGAGGUGAAGGAGGAUGAGGAGGAGAUGCCAUUAAGCAAUAGCGUUUUCCUAAAGGGCGACGUGACGCUUUCAAAUGACAGGGGCAGCAUAAGCAUUUGGGAAGAAAACAAAGCUGCCGACAAUAAGGAUAAUAGUCUGAAAUGCUCUGAAGGCAAAUGGAUUGCUGAGAGGGUGUGUAACAGCUCAAAAUUGUCUUUAGGUGACGGGUGUGAUGCAGGCACAGCUAAACAUAGUCAUACUAAUGUGCUGCCUGCAUUGCCUUGCAAAACAGAGCUUAUAGAAGUUAAAAAAAGCAGUGAAACAAAAGAAUGUGAUGGUGAUGAUGGCUUUCCAAAGACACCUCCACUCCUCUCCGCUGCUGGCAGUGAGGAUAGAGAAGAUACUGUUGAGACAAGUAGAGAGUUGACAUUGGCAGUGAUAUCCAAACAUGGAGAGGAUCCCAAACAUGGAGAGGAUCCCAAACAUGGAGAAGAUCCCAAACAUGGAGAGGAACUUGUCAGUGUUACAAGUAUUGUUCCCAUUGGCACUCAAGAGAAGCAACCCGAAAUCCCCAAGGAGAUGGAGGCAAUUGCUGAAAUGAAAGAUCCUUCAAAGAGUGGAGGCAAUGAAACUAAUAAAAAAAAGAGAAAGAGAAGCAAAUUUGAAGAUGAAACUCAGAGUUUCCAUUUGCAACAUGACGUGAAAGAAGAACCACAAUGUACCAAUGAUUAUUCUACUCUGUUUCUCACUGGAUGUUCUCCUACUUCAGAAGAAUUGCUUAAAGAUGUCAGGAAAGCAGAGAUGAAGGCUUCCACUUCUCCUGAGCCAAAUACUACUGGGAAGCAUAUUAUUAAGACUUUAGUACCAUUUAAUAAAAAAAAAUACCGGCAACAAAAAGUUGUUUCACAUAAUGCAAGCCCAAAAGAAUUCCAAAGCCAGCAAGAAGACUUAACAUGUCUAAAUACCAAUGUGACCAUCAAACCUCUUUCUCUAGCAUCCUGUUCUAUAAAUCAGCCUGAAACACUGAGUUUGAAGUGUAGGUUUUGCAAUUCUGUAUAUAAAUGCAGCUCGCAUCUAAAGAAACAUGUUCAUGCAGCUCAUAAAGAUAAGAAAAUACAUAAGUGCUGCUUUUGUAAAAGAACCUUUUUCUUUUCUGUCAACCUUAACAACCACCUUAAAUUCCAUAAGAAGAUUGCUAGGCUGCAAAAGGCAAGGAAAAAUAGAAUAAAUGCAAGAAAAAUUAGGCAGAAAAAAUCUGAAGAAAAAAAAUUGGAGAGUAAGAAAAAAGAGAGUAAAUAUGAGAAUUUUUUCUUGAAAAUGGAAAGAGACUUCACACCUAUGGGUGAGCCAGUUAGUUUUUCCUGCAAAUUUUGUUUCUUUGUUUCAUCAAAUCCUCGGAUUUUUGUUCAUCAUUUGAAAGGACAUAAAGAGAGGCCACCUUACCAGUGUCCUCAGUGUGAUUACUCCUGCAUUAGCAUAUCCUAUUUGUUAAAUCACAUGUACUGGCAUGCUGGAUAUAAACUGUAUCAGUGUAGGUUUUGCACCUUUUUUUCAUUAUAUUUUGCAAGCAUGGUAAGGCACAGCCACAUACACACAGGGGCUAAGCCAUAUCCCUGUGAGUUCUGCCAGUCAGCAUUUGCCACCAUGGCUGGGUUGAAGAGACACAGAAGAUUACAUGCAGGCCAAGAAAUGUGCCAAGGGCAGCAACUCGACUUUGUAAGUGGAGGAAAAAAAGCUCAAAGACCUUUAAGGAGCUACAGAUGUGAUGAGUGUAAUGCAGUGUUUUACACCAGAGGACAUCUCAGCUUUCAUAAGAAAUUUCAUGAGCAGUUGAAGCCUAAUGGUAAUGGUUAUACAAAUCAGAGCAAGGAGUAUCAUAAAAACAAAAUGUGCAGAGUUGGCAGAGAGUCUCGGGAUCUUUAUUCUCUGUCUCCUGGUAGAGAAGGUAUUGGUCUCAGUGGGGGAAUGCUGGCUUCAGAAGUCGACUUGGAGCAGGGAUGUGGUGUGCAGGACAGUAAGAAAACAUGCUCUAGAAAGAAAUUUCCUGAAAAGAGCUGUGGAAGCAACAACCCACCUAAUAUUGGGAACUAUUCAGAAGUUGUUCUGAAUUCACAUGAAGUGGACAGUGUAAUUUGCAAAGAGGAGCUUCACUUCAACUCCGAGGCCUCUCAUGCCCAAGUUCAAGAUGAUGAUGCCUACCACAGAUCAGUGGAAAACUUAAGAGAUCCAUGGCCUCUCAGCUUCUCUCCUUUCAGAAUGUACAAAUGCCAGCACUGUAGUUAUGCUACUGCUGAUCACAGAGACUUUAAGCUGCACCAGAAAAUACAUACAGAUGAAGGACUGAAUGAAAUGCAUGUAGGCAUGUGUCCAGAAAGAGAUUUUGGUUCAUUGGAAGCUUCAGACAGCAUCCAUUCCUUGUUUGGGUCAGAAGUCUGUGGAAUACAGCCAGAUGUCCAUAGAGGCAAUGGAAGUCAUCUGGUAGCACAAAGUCAGCCCUCAUUUUAUCAGUGUGUGGAGUGUGACUACACAACUUACAUUUUGAGCAACCUCAAACUACACGUGAGAACACACACGGGUGAGAAGCCUCACGACUGCAGUGUUUGUCACAAGAAGUUUCGUACUUCCAGUCACCUGAAAAGACACAGAAUCACCCAUUUUAACACGGGGCAUUUCAAGUGCAGAAACUGUGACUAUUCAACAAACAAAUGGCUGGCGUUGAAACAGCACCUGGCCUCCCACUCUUGUGAGGAAAGCUCAUCUACUGGCUGCAGCUACAGAGAAACACAGCUGCCUUUCAAAAUAUACUCGUGUGAGGAGUGUGGCUAUUCCACAGCCCACAAUGGAAACUUGAAGCCACAUUUGAGGAUUCAUACAGGGGAGAAGCCAUUCAAGUGCAGCCAGUGCCUCCUUGCUUUCCGCACAUCCAGCCACCUCAAGCGCCAUUUCCUGACUCACCUCAAGCUGCGCUGCAGGAGGUGCAAAUUUUCCACAUUGGAUAAACAUGCUUUCCAAAAGCAUGUGAAAACACACAAAAAAAAAUACAGGUGUGGAAGCUGUAAUGUGAUGCUGCCUACCAGAAAACUCCUAGAAAAGCAUAGCCAGCAACAUCAUCUUGGAAUGCAAGCUUAGGAAUCGCAAACUGGCGCUUGGUUCCGGAGAGGUUUGCGUGCCCUGGAUUUAUGUUUAAAUUGCUUCACACUCCCCUGCUGUCCCUGGAAUGAUGGCUGGUGAUGGAAGCAUCCAGCAUUUUGGAAACUUGGAAUGCUGGUUUUCUUCAAGUUCUGAGAGCUCCAAUUCUAGAAGAAUUGGUAAAGAAGAUCUUGGAGGCACUUUUUCAUGCCCAAGUCACUUUUUAAUACUGUGAGAUCAGUUAAGAUUCAGCCAGUGGUGAUCAGUUUUGAAGGUUUAUUAUUGGGCAUUUAAUCCUCUCUGUGGUUUUGAUAAUCUUUGGAGUAGCCUGACAGAAAUAGUAUAUUUGUUCUUAAGCAGAUAUUUUAUGAUACUGAGAAUCAACUGACAGAUUGGCAGUGAUCCACUUAUUUUUAUGAUUAACCUUGUCAAUCCACAGGCACUUGCUUUCCUGAGCAGCUGACCUUUUCCUACAAUAUUAUUUUUGACAAGCAAUGGCUUAUUACACUCUGCUAAAUUGUCAGUGUUUUUAUGUUCAUUUUUCAGAUUAUCAAAAGCAGAGGGACCAAUAUCCUAGAUUAAGGUUUCCUCACACUUUCCACGAUAAAUUGUUGCUAUGCUGGCACUUUCAUGCUGAAAUUUCUUUUGCCACAUUUGUUUCACACAGAUAUUUUUUCAGAAACAUUCAGUAAAAAUAAUCAGUCAUUUCCAAGGCCAAUAUUAAGAGGUACUUGGCACUGUUAUACAAGUGAGGGGGAAUUUUUGUACAGUUCUGAUAAUUUAUGUGAAGAAAAAUUCAGAAGCUAUACAAAGAGGAAACAAAAAUGGCAAAGAAUUGAAAACCUCUAUCAGAUGAGACUAGGAAAGCUAAAUCUGAUAGAGAAUAAUUGUUUAGAAGUAUUUUAUGCAAUUAUGAAAAAGGGAGCACAAUUUAAAGGGCAUAAAUUCACUGAAGGAAAUUUUAAGAGCUUGUAAACAGCAUGAGUUUCUUUUAGGCUUUCUUCCUUAGUUUGUUUUUCCUUUUAGUUCUUUUAAGUAAGAGCAACAAGACAUUUUCAGAUGGAACUUGAUGAGUUUGUAAAAAUAAUUAUUUCAGGUAGUUGACUUUAAUAAAAAUAAAUAAAGUAUUUCAUCCUUGACUA
Messenger RNA from Calypte anna (Anna's hummingbird), 4507 nucleotides. RefSeq names its product zinc finger protein 62. Gene Ontology annotation, molecular function: RNA polymerase II cis-regulatory region sequence-specific DNA binding; DNA-binding transcription factor activity. Gene Ontology annotation, biological process: regulation of transcription by RNA polymerase II. The transcript is spliced from 3 exons. The record is from RefSeq and is a predicted model, not a curated record. NCBI's taxonomy places the organism in Eukaryota, Metazoa, Chordata, Aves, Apodiformes, Trochilidae. The coding region runs from base 114 to 3365 and encodes 1083 amino acids.